CUUACGUGAAUCGCGCCAUCUUUGUUCUUGGCAGCAACGGCUUCAAGAAGCUUGUGUUUUCCUCUCGCCUUCCGGUCAGGAGAAAGCACUAGUCGAUUUUUUAUAUGACGUGCCCGCCGAAUUGGGGCUUUAAAAACUGUUUGAUGCUUGUUAGAAGUUACAAGAUAUUAACAAAGGUGAGAAAUUGGUUUGUUGUCCCGUUUUUAGUGCACGUUUUGUUUGGAUUCGUGCGUGAUUGAUCGGAUGAUUGAGUUCUUCGGAUGUUCGUGUCGCUAGUCGGGACAGUUUAACCCGAAUUCACGUUUUUUAAAUAUUUUCCCACGGCAAAUUUUGUCAAAAAUACGAUUAAGUGAUUCACGAGGUUUCCACUCUAUAACAACAGGUAAAAUAUUGAAAGGGAAUGAAACGUGUUAUCAAACGUGUCAAGAAGCUUUUCUAUGGCGAUGUUUUUGUUGACUUAAAACCAAUUUUCCUUUCCAUGCGGAAUUAUACUUCGUGUUCCACACAAAACGCUACUUCAUUUACUGUUUGGCUUUGAAAAAAGUCCAACUUUGCGCGAAAACUUGAAACAUGGAUUUCGCGGUCUUUUUGACAGGUACCUGAUGCGGCUUUCCUUCUGUAUGGUGUGAGCGUACCAACCUGAUUUCGGCUCGGCAUCGGUCACGCUGGCUCUAAUAGCCGUCAUUUCUACCUUUCAACUUCAGAGUGGAUAAAUUUUAUUGUUUUUAGUAGAUUGAGUCUUGAAAAUUAUGAGAAAUCGUGCGAGAAUAGGUUUCGUGAGUUACAGGAAAUGUAUUGUGCAAGAGAAAUGGAUGGUUUGUUGACGAAGGACCCAUAUUGUUUGCUUUAUCUUAUGUCCGUCGCGUCGCUCACAGCGGUGCAGGUCUAACAUUCAGCUUUCUUCAAGACUUAAAUUUGUUGUUUUUGCCGUUCACAGGAACGUCGAUGGCUGGCCCAGGACGUUUUGUCGACAUAAAUCGAGCCACGACCGAAGAACUUGAGAGUUUAAGUGGAGUGGGAAGAACAAUAGCGAAGAGUAUUGUGGAAGUACGAACUGCCUUGGGCGGUUUUUCGAGUAUCGAAGACUUGAAAGUUAUCCAAGGAAUCGGAAAAAUUUUCUUUGAUGUCAACAAAAAUGGCUUGUGUUGUACACCGACGUCAUCCGUUACCAGACGCGAGACAAGGGGCUCGGCUAAAGCAAAAACUGGAAGGCCCUCGUUAAAUAGAAGGUGUUCUCCUACACGGACGUCAAGUAAGGGACAAAGCACACCAAAAGGAAAUGGUGGCGAAUCUGCGAAACGGAAACUUUCAUGUAGCAGUAGUCAUCAGCUUGAUGACGAAGAAAGUGAGAAAACAUCACCAGAAAAGAAAUUUUGUACCCCAGCCCACAAGAGACUGCUAAAACUCCUUCCCCUUAGAAAUUAUGGGACAAUUAAGACUGCAACACCUCUGAUGAGUCCUGUUGACAGCCGCCGCAGACACAUGUCAUUCUGCGGCCAUUCCCCAGCAGGACUGGAGGAAUGGUUGCGCACAUUUCACCAGUGGUCAGUGGAGGAGCGGAAGUACGCUCUUGAUGAAAUCAUUGAGACAUGUGAACCUGCAAUUGUGAGGCAUAUUAUGGGUACAAUUGAACCAAGGUUUCAGCGGGACUUCAUAUCUCUGUUACCAAGAGAACUCGCUUUGUACGUCCUGUCAUUUUUGGAACCCAAGGACUUGCUGCGUGCUGCUCAAACCUGCAAAUGUUGGCAAACUCUUUGUGAUGACAACUUGUGAGUAGGCCCAUUUUCUCAUUUCUAGUUCAGGUCACCUUAAAAGAAAUUGUUGACACAUACAACCUGUUAACUUGGACAGACAAAAUGGAAAACUUGUCCUGAACAAUUCAUUGUUAUAUUUUCAUCUCUAUGAAGGACCAAAUCUUUAUACUGAAAUGUACAUAUUUUAUAAGCACAUAAUAAACCAAUAUGUUUGGUAUAUGACUAGAUCACAUCUAAAGGAUAUAUGAAUGCAGAGCUGCAAAUAACUUUCUCCUCUUAAAAGGACAUGUGUCCCAUUACCCAGCUAUCUUUGGUCGGACAAAACAAAAUUUUGGUCAAACUGCACCAUGCAGUCUUGACAUGUUUGACUUUAGUAAAUGAUAUCUUUAGUUACAUUGGCAAAAUUAUUCACUCCGAUCCUGCGCUUGUACAGAUAAACUAAUAAAUGGCAGUGCAAACCCUUAUAAAAUGAUCCGGUUAAUUUUCCAGCAGAAACUUUUGUCAAGUAAUGAAUAACAUAAUUAGAUGCAUUCCGACGACAGACUACCACACUGGCGCUCAUGUCUUGUUUUCAAUUCAUAGCAAAUUUUUACUGUGAUGACUCUCGAAAAAUAAGAACAAAAAGAAAAAUCUUGAGAAUGUCCUAACACAAAGUAAAAUUUACUCAAGGUAGAUUUUUAUUCUUCCUUACUGUAAAAUGAUUUAUGAUAAAAAAUUCUCUGGACAUAAUGUCUGAACACAGGUGGGAUUUCAUUGGACACAAGCAAAUUUUGGUCAACCAAUGGCCAAUCACCGCCUGUUAUUUGCAGCCCUGUGAGUGUUUUGUGAAUAUAUGUCUAUUUCCUUGUAUCAUGAAGGUUAUAAAUCUGACCUUUCUGUGUCUUCAUUUAAUAGGCUUUGGAAACAGAAGUGUAAGCAAGCAAGGAUAGAAGAAGAGCCACUAAAUCCUGUCAAGUGUGUCCGACGCAGAUCUAAUGGUUCACAACAGGUCAACCAAACUACCAAAGCUUUAAAUAGCCCAUUUAAAAAACUUUUCAUGACAAAACAACGUAUUUAUUGGAAUUGGAGGAUGGGACCAUUACGCCCAUCUAAAGUCCUCAAAGGACAUGACGACCAUGUUAUUACAUGUCUUCAGUUUUGUGGUAGUAGAAUUGUGAGCGGUUCUGAUGAUGGCACACUGAAAGUGUGGUCUGCCCUAUCUGGCAAGUGUCUCCGCACUCUUGUGGGGCACACAGGUGGAGUCUGGUCAUCCCAACUGAGUGGUAAUGUAAUUGUCAGUGGCUCCACUGAUCGAACACUCAAGGUUUGGAAUGCAGACACUGGACAGUGCAUGCAUACACUGUAUGGACACUCAUCCACUGUGCGCUGCAUGGACAUGCAUGAUAACACUGUAGUGAGUGGCUCCAGGGAUGGAACUCUAAGAGUUUGGGAUACAUCUUCUGGAAACUGUCUUCAUGUAUUAGUUGGCCAUCUUGCGGCAGUGAGAUGGUAAGUAGGAUUAUAGACAUACAGUUGAACCUCCAUUAAGUGGUCACCCUGUAUUAAGUGACCAGUAAUAAAAGUCCCGAAAUAAUGAGGAAAAGAAUGGGGAAUUAAACUGCUGCCACAUUUUGGCUGUCCCAACAAGAGUUCUUCCAUUGUUUUCAUCAAGGGCUUGAUUAGUUCUAAGUCUUUAUUUUAAGAAUAUGAUGAAAGAAAAUACAGUCCGAGAUAGAAUGUAACUACUGAUUGUGGACCAGCAAUGCUGCUUCUGUCACGUAUGUGUUUCAAAAUAAAGCGAUGUUUCUGCUAAAGAUGAUAAAUCAUUGAGUAGCCAACCUCCAAUAAGUAGCCACUGGCUAGUACCCCAAGGGUGGCCGCUUUAUGGAGGUUCAACCAGGGUUGUCACUAAGAUUUCAAGUUGCCGGGUAAACACAACAAGUAGGCGGGGAGUCAAACGGCUAGGGAUUUCCUUUGGUUCUAUUUUUCUUCUAUUUUCCAAUAAAAGUAGCCGGGGGCCACUCUCUUAGUAGCCGGGGAAAAUCCCCGGCCUCCGGCUCUUAAUGACAACCCUGUUCGCCUGUAGUCAUAUUUAUUUCUCUUCCCUUUUCUACAUCAACAAGAAACAGAUCAUCCAUUUAUACUGUUUUCACUGUAAAAAAUAUUGUGGUAGAUAUCUGUGAAGUGGUUUGUAUAUCAAGAAUUUCAACGCCCAAGUUAUUUAAAAGACAAUCAGCACAAAGCCAGGCAUAACCACUAUGCCAGCUUGUAUUCUCUGUUACUGGAAACCAGGAAUUGGAGCUCACUGGGCUCUGAAAAACCUGCUGCAGAUAGCUAAGGUCACUGUAGACAACUGUAGCCUCUGGGUAUUUUAGAGGUGUUGAUUGACUGGAAAGUAAUUUUUGUAGUGGUUCAUUCAGAGUUCCCAUGUCUAGUUUCAGUAGCUUUUUUAUUUGAACUUCUUGUUGUCAGAAUUACCUACAUAGUAAAUGCAGAGGUGAAUGCUUUUAGUGGGCCUUGAAAAUAGAGUCAAUUAAAAGGUUUCCGUACAAUAGCAUGGUUGAAAAAAACUUUGAAUUCCAGCUUGCUCUUUGGGCUAGCCACUCACACAUUUUGCUUGCCUGGGACCACUUCUUACUCAUCUUAGUUAAUGAUUUUGUCGGAAGAUAACUUGUCCAGUUGGGCAAGUAAGCUUCAAAAGUUACUUACCCCGCAAUAAAAUCUAUUUGUCCUGGACUACCAGGUAGGACUUUUCUUGAGCUCUGAAGAAAAGGAUGAGGUUUUAUGUUCAUGUAAGAUGAUUAUGCAACUUAUAAAUAAGAUUUCACUGUUCAUGUACUUUAAGAAUUUUGACAUGAGCAUGACUUGAAAGCUGUUCUGUUAUGUUUCCUAGUGUGAAGUACGAUGGUAGACGUGUAGUCAGUGGAGCUUAUGACUUCCUUGUAAAAGUUUGGGACCCAGAAACAGAACAGUGUAUACACACUCUACAAGGGCAUACCAACAGGGUCUACUCCUUACAAUUUGAUGGUGUGUACAUUGUUAGUGGUUCACUGGACACCUCAAUACGUGUAUGGCACGUGGAGACUGGUCAGUGCCUUCACACCUUAAUUGGACACCAGUCACUCACCAGUGGUAUGGAACUUAAGAACAAUACUUUGGUGUCUGGGAAUGCUGAUUCAACUGUCAAAAUCUGGGACAUCACUUCUGGUCAGUGUUUGCAAACCCUUGCAGGUCCAAAUAAGCACCAGAGUGCUGUUACAUGCCUGCAAUUCAACAGCCGCUUUGUGAUUACUAGCUCAGAUGAUGGCACAGUGAAAAUCUGGGAUUUGCGUACUGGAGAGUUUAUCAGAGAUCUUGUGAAGUUGGACAGUGGGGGUAGUGGUGGUGUGGUUUGGAGAGUAAAAUGUGAUGAAAAGAAACUUGUUUGUGCUGUGGGAAGCAGAAAUGGUACAGAAGAAACCAAGCUCCUGGUCUUGGACUUUGAUGUACAUGAUUAAUAUUUCAUUCCUUUGAAAAAUCUCUAAAUAAUUUUUGUGCAUUACCCUGAAAGUAAGACUACCUUACAAUUCACAUGGUGCCUUUUUGUAUAGAUUUGAAUAUAGAGUAUACUGACUUAAAAGAUUUCGACUCAUAAAUAGCUAUUGUUACUCUUUAAACUGGGUAGUUGAUUUUUGGGAAGCAAUAGGCACACAACAGAGUUUUCUUGUUGAUCAUAGUCUCUUUUGAGGAGUGGACAUCAGUGUAAAAGUCACAUUUGCCGUCUUGUAAUAAUAUUGAAGCUUAGCAUUCACCAACGUUGGCUACUCGUAUGUAUGCACACAUUUGGUUUAUAAAAAUACUUUAACCCUAACCCUAACAUUAACUCUUUUAUAUAUCAACUAAGUUUCAUCCCUUUGGUCCCAAUCCCAAUAUGUCCCAAAAUCACCUUUAUAAUAAAUGUGUAAUCAUACAAAUAGCAAAGUAGAAGAUUUUAUGGAAGGAAUCUAUUAGUUGAAUUGGGACUCAAUGGAUCAAACAUUAGCAAAAUAUAUAAAGUAAUGCAACAAAAUUAUUAGAUUGCAGACAUACAUGAUCUGUAAUGUUAGAUUUGUUGCUUAAGACUGCUUACAAAACAACAUCAGCAAAAGCUAUAGUUCAUUUAGUUUGUGAAUGAACUUGUUUAUUAUCAAGUCAAUCAAGCAAGGAGAAAUGCCUGCUGGCCAGGCAAAUCAAUUAAAUUCAAUUAUUGUAAGAAUUUGACAAAUGUAUCCAUCAAGGACUGUACAAAAAGAGUGACCCACCUCGAUGAGAAGUUACAAAAAUAUAUAUAUUUUUGACAGCCUUUGAAUUAUCAUUAGAGCAAAUGUGGGAUAAUUUUGCUUGUGUUCACAUGGUGUUAUACCCUGCUGUCAGCGUGUCUUUGUAUAUUGUUACGGGACUUAAAUGGCAUUGGAUAUUUUGUGGUAUCCUUAAGUAAUUUUUCAACUUGUGUUUUUGGAACUGGCAUCAUUUUCAGACGAUUGUAAAGUCUGUAAUAAGUUAUAUGUUGGGUUACACAUCAACGAUGGAAGAAAAUAAAGCUUAUUUUUGUACUAUCUGC
Messenger RNA from Porites evermanni, 6312 nucleotides. NCBI's taxonomy places the organism in Eukaryota, Metazoa, Cnidaria, Anthozoa, Scleractinia, Poritidae. The record is from the annotation of a GenBank genome assembly.